AUGGUCGGCGAGGACUACGACUACAACUACGAGACUGGGGAAAUCCGGAACUGGGACACGACUACAGCAGCAGCCGGCCGGUUCGAGACCAAAUCGCGGACGACCGCCAGUCCGUCAUCGCGGCCAUCCCGGACCGGAGCUGUCGUGGCUCAUGGAGCCACCAUCAGGUGCCGGGCUCACUUCUUUGGCAUACCACAAUCUGCACCGGUGACACUGUGUACGGUUGGCUAUGGUGAUAUUGUGCCCAUCACGUGGAAGGGCAAACUCAUCGCAUCUGCGUGUGCCUUAUUAGGAAUAUCGUUCUUCGCCCUGCCGGCGGGUAUUCUGGGCUCGGGUCUGGCCCUGAAGGUGCAGCAGCAGCAGCGCCAGAAACACAUGAUCCGGCGCCGCCACCCGGCUGCCAUCCUCAUCCAGUGUCUCUGGCGCUGCUACGCUUCUGACGAGCACUCGCUCUCGGUGGCCACGUGGCGAAUACAUCAGAUCCCCUACCCCAGCCCGCCCACUUUCAAGCACAACGCGUCGUUCGUGUCUCGUUUGCCGACAAUCCGUCGGAGCCGUCCGUUGAACACAUCCGCUCAGCUGGCGGCCGCCCGGGCCCGCCAGACGGACGUCAACUCGUCCCUGGAGAACAUGGGCUCGGCCAGGUUACACCCCAGUCACAGUGAAGACUCAGUGACUAGGGACAGUUCAGACGUGUCGCUCGGAGUAAAAAAGAACUCAGACGAUGAGGAGGAGGACGUACAACCGAGGGUGACCCAGCUCACCACGCAGCACAAGAACGCCAUCCGUGCUCUGCGGAAGAUUAAAUUCUUAGUGGCUAGGAAGAAGUUUAAGGAGGCUCUGAAGCCGUACGAUGUGAAGGAUGUGAUUGAGCAGUACUCGCAGGGCCACAGUGACCUGCUGGCCAGGGUUCGCACUCUGCACGGAAGGCUGGAUGUUAUACUUGGGAAACAAGGAUCAAAAGCGAGGGACGUGUACGACUCCAAGAUCAGCUUGGCUUCCAGGGUUGUUAAAGUGGAACGGCAGGUGGAAGACAUCGAGGGCAAGCUGGACCAGCUACUGGAGAUGUAUAUGGAGGAUCGGCGGCGUCUGCUGGCUGCCCUGCCCGUGUCGCCGCCGCCGCCGCAGCCGCCGCCGCCGGAGCCGGCGCCGGCGCCGCCCUCCGCCAGUCCUCCGGCCGCCCCCGCCCCCGCCACCGCCCCGCCGUUCCUCAGCCAGCCGCCCACCUGUUUUCCCCUGCCGGGUCCGAUGCCUAAGUCGAUCCUGGUGGACAAACAGUCCUCGGAGCCGACCACGCCCAUCUACAAGCACGCCCGGCUGCCGGUCAUCUCGCGGGGCAACAGCGAUGUGGCGCAGCGGGUCAAGAAAAAGGUCACGCUCAGGCACUCGCUGCCGGGCGAGACGGAGCCGCUGCUGACGGUUCCGACCAGCUUUCUGGAGGCGCCCGAGGGCUUUCAGAGCCCGCCCCAGGUCACUGUCGAGUCGGAGCUCAGUUUUCCCGACUCCGUCAUCGACUCGGACUCUGGUGACCGCGGCAGCGACAGUGACGCCAGUGUGCGCGUGCCCAGCCCGUGCCAGGCGUUCGUCGAGGACGACACGCUGCCCGAGCCGCGCUCGUCGGCGGCCGCUCAGACGGGUCUGGUACUCGUGGUGCCGACGCUGGUGAACGGCUUCGGCGCCGCGCCCGGCCUGAACCCGGCCUGACCGGGCCGGCCCGGUGUCCGCGCAAUACUCCCCGCUGUGAGCGGCCCGACCGCGCCAUUCCAGCCGACCGCACGCGACUCCACUAGCGGCCCAGUGAUAUGCCACCACGUAUUUUCUGCAGAUGUUUUGCAAGUGCGUUUCUUCAUAAGCGACGUUAGUGAGCACAGUAGCUGGCGCCGCGGCGCCACCCCCGCCGCCGCACAUGUUUUUAUACGGGACAGAGAGAGUGACUGAUUGUGCGCGCCGCCCGCGACCGGCGCCGCCCUGAGAGCGUCGUUACUCGUUACAUAAUCAAAAUUAGACGGUAGUACAAUAUACCGCGGCGGCGCGCGCCCAGUGCAUUGUGAUAUUUCUGGGGAGUGUGUCUGGGGGGAUAUUUAUUUGAAAGUGUGUACGACUGCGUAUCUCUCUGGUCCUCUGUGCUGCGGCCGUCUCUGCGGCGGCCGCUGACGGUCGGUCGGGCGGCCGGCCGGUCCUGGCGGCGGCGGCUGACCCGCAGAGCCCCGGGCGCCGUCCCACGCCGGGGCCGGCCGCUCCCCCGCCGGCGCGCUGCUCCGCUGCUCCCAUCCGGACACUGCUGACGCUCCUCCUCCGCAACCGCCGACGCCGCGGCGUUUUAUCACAAUCUACAAUACACGGUGAGACAAGCUC
Molecule: messenger RNA, 2355 nt
Organism: Amphibalanus amphitrite
Lineage: Eukaryota; Metazoa; Arthropoda; Thecostraca; Balanomorpha; Balanidae
Product: potassium voltage-gated channel subfamily KQT member 5-like
Exons: 11
Coding region: 1-1704 (567 amino acids)
Biological process (GO): potassium ion transport
Cellular component (GO): membrane
Molecular function (GO): voltage-gated potassium channel activity
Source: RefSeq, a predicted model, not a curated record